AUGCUAUUUCUCUCGUCGCGGACAAUCUGUCCCCCCUUCCUCGUCGCCCUCGCUAUCUCCCCCCCUUCCCCGUGGCGCUCGCUAGCUCCCCUCCCUCCCCGUCGCACUCACUAUCUCCCCUCCCGCCCCGGCACCCUCGCCAUCCCUCCUCUCCCCUUCGCCCUCGCUAUCUCCCAUCCUCCUCCCCCUCGCGCGCGCUAUACCCCCUCCUCCCCCGCUCUCCCGUCGAGCUCGCUUUCUCGUCCCGUUUCCCGUCGAUCUCGCUUUCUCCCUCCCUCUCCCGUCGAUCUCGCUUUCUCCCCCUCUCUCCCGUCGAUCUCGCUUUUCCCCCCCCUCUCCCGUCGAGCUCGCUUUCCCCCCCCCCUCUCCCGUCGAUCUCGCUUUUCCCCCCCCCCUCUCCCGUUGAUCUCGCUUUUCCCACCCCUCUCCCGGCGAUCUCGCUUUCUCCCCCCCUCUCCCGUCGAUCUCGCUUUCUCCCCCCCUCUCCCGUCGAUCUCGCUUUCCCCCCCCCCUCUCCCGUCGAUCACGCUUCCCCCCCCCCCCUCUCCCGUCGAUCUCGGUUUUUUCUUCCCCUCUCCCGUCGAUAUCGGUUUUUUCCUCCCCUUGCGUCGUUGUCUCCCCAGUCCUGUCGCCCUCGCUGUCUCCCUCACGAUCUCCCCUCCUUUCCCAAGCCGCGCCUCUAAUGCCCCCGUCACCGCCAUCGCUCUUCUCUCUCUCCCGCGCCUCUCAUCCUUCCGACGGCAUCGCCGUCGCCUUCCCUCACUCCUCCGACACUUUGUUCGUCACCCUCACGCUCUUGCAUCGGGACAACCUGGACACACUUUCUUUCUAACACCAACAUCACCUUAUUUGUCCCUAUCGCCCUCUCUCCCUCUAGUAGCGUCACAAUUCCUGUCGUCCCCUCCCUCUCUCUCCUUUCGCCUCACCUUGUCAUUCUUCAGUUUCCUACUGAAGUGA
Messenger RNA from Closterium sp. Yama58-4, 957 nucleotides. The record is from the annotation of a GenBank genome assembly. NCBI's taxonomy places the organism in Eukaryota, Viridiplantae, Streptophyta, Zygnematophyceae, Desmidiales, Closteriaceae.